Molecule: messenger RNA, 756 nt
Organism: Anopheles merus
Lineage: Eukaryota; Metazoa; Arthropoda; Insecta; Diptera; Culicidae
Product: secreted RxLR effector protein 161-like
Exons: 1
Coding region: 1-756 (251 amino acids)
Source: RefSeq, a predicted model, not a curated record
AUGGAGACAUGUAAACCUUGUUCGACACCUAUCGAGUAUCGUCUAAAGCUGAUGAAAGGCGACGAGGAUAAACGUACGUCGCAACCCUAUCGUGAAUUAGUAGGUUGUCUGAUGUAUGCAGCUCAGACGACAAGACCUGAUCUGGCCGCUGCAGUGAACUUCUUCAGUCAGUAUCAGAGUUGUCCAACGGACGAGCAUUGGACACAUCUCAAGAGAAUCCUUCGCUACAUACAAGGAUCUCUAGAUGUGGGGCUCAUGUAUCGCAGAGGCACAGGAAAAGCGCUGGAGGUGUAUUCGGAUGCAGAUUGGGCCAAUGACCCCAACGAUAGACGAUCAGUGAGCGGAAGCGUUUUCAAAAUGUUCGGAUCGACCGUGGCCUGGAUCACCCGGAAACAACAAACCGUGGCGCUGUCUUCGACGGAAGCUGAAUUGACGGCUCUAUGUGUUGCUGUUCGUCAUGGGGUGUGGAUAUCGCGUCUGCUUCAUGACCUUGGCUGCAAGGUGGAUUUUCCAGUGACCUAUUUCGAGGAUAACCAGUCAGCGAUGAGCAUCGUGAAAGACUCCAAGGGACUGGGAAGGCUGAAACAUGUUGAUGUUAAGCUAUUCUUCUUGAAAGACUUGGUGAAGGAUAGACAGAUUGUCCUCGAGUAUAUCCCAACAGCGAACCAGCAGGCAGAUAUGCUGACAAAGGGACUACCGACCGCAACGUUUCAGCGAAGCUGUUUAGCCAUAGGUUUGGCAAGGUGCAUCGGUUGA